UAUGGGCAGUUGUUAAAGUGCUCCAAGUAAUAUAGAUGACUUACCUACUAUGGAUUCAAGUGCCUGCAAAUAAACAGAUAAUCUUAUCAAAGAAGAAAUCCCUCCUUAAUAUGAUGAGAACAAAAUCAUCUUUAUAUAGGCUUAUUAUAGAGGACACAAAGUCCGUAAAUCUCUUAUGCCUACUCUCUAAUCUCCAGAACCCUCUGCUCCCACUCAACCUGAAAAUCCUAAACUUUGUUUUGAUCCUACACUAGUAUAAGAAAAUGACUAGCCCAUUAUUAUGAAAAAUGGAGCUAUCUAUACUGGAAUAUGGAAAGACGGAAAAGCUAAUGGAAAAGGAAAAUAUUAAUUCCAUGAUAGGUAGUUACUAUUUUUUAUUUUCUAGUUAUAUCGAAGGAACUGUAAUUUAUUCAAUAUAUUUUAGUGGAUUGCCAAUGAACUUCAAGGUGAAGGAGUGUACAUCAAUCCCAAUGAAUCGUAUAGAGGAGAAUGGCUUAAUAAUAUGUUCAAUGGUCAUGGAGAAUUUAAGUAUUAUGAUGGUCGUAUUUAUACAGGUAUCUAAAUCAUAUAUUUAAGGUUAAUGGAAGAAAGGACUCUAACAUGGAAUAGGUAAAGAGAUUUAUAAGGAUAAAUCUACUUACGAAGGCAAAUUUAAGAAUGGAAUGAAGUGCGGAUUGGGCAUUUUUCAGUUAGCUGAUGGAUCAGUGUAUUAAGGCGAAUUUGAAAAUGAUUUAUUUCAUGGUUAUGGUUCAUUUGUAAAUCCUCUUAAUUAAGUAGACUUGGCCUAAUAAAGCUAAAAUUUUCGAAGGUUACUGGAAGAAUGGUUUAAAGAAUGGAGAUGGAACCAUGAAAUGGGGGGAUGGUAAUUAAUCAUUAUCAUUAAAUUAGGUCGUAUAUAUAUAGGACAAUAUUAGGAUGAUAUUAAACAUGGUUAUGGUGAAAUGUAGUAUAUAGACGGUCGAAUUUAUAAAGGAUAAUGGAAACAUGGUCUUUAAGAUGGUAUAGGGUUAUUUGUAGACAAAGAAGGGAUUGCUAGAAAAGGCUUUUGGAUUAAAGGUAAAUUAAAAAAAUGGCUUUGA
Molecule: messenger RNA, 1079 nt
Organism: Paramecium pentaurelia
Lineage: Eukaryota; Ciliophora; Oligohymenophorea; Peniculida; Parameciidae
Source: the annotation of a GenBank genome assembly